Messenger RNA from Phytophthora nicotianae INRA-310, 2157 nucleotides. RefSeq names its product CMGC/MAPK protein kinase. Gene Ontology annotation, molecular function: MAP kinase activity; ATP binding. Gene Ontology annotation, biological process: intracellular signal transduction; protein phosphorylation. The record is from RefSeq and is a predicted model, not a curated record. NCBI's taxonomy places the organism in Eukaryota, Oomycota, Peronosporomycetes, Peronosporales, Peronosporaceae. Gene Ontology annotation, cellular component: nucleus; cytoplasm. The coding region runs from base 73 to 2064 and encodes 663 amino acids. The transcript has a single exon.
CUGCCACCUCAUUCCACAGUCGGCAGUCGGCAAGAAACCGCCCAGUGUUCGCCCUCCUUCUUACCGCCCAUAAUGAGCUCGCAGGACGGCGCCGGCCGCGCAUCCGAGGACAAGAAUGGCGAUGGUGUGUACGUGACCAAGAAUCGCUCGCUCUUCUCCAUGUGGCUACACGGCAAGGCGAUUCCGAGCCGUUCUGGUCCGGCCGUAGUAUUCCGCUCGGCCGACGUGAUUCAGGAAGGGUAUUUGCUGAAACAGGGUCUGCGACUCAAAAUGUGGUCGCGCCGCUACUUCAUAUUGCGACUCGAAGAGCGGCACAUGACUCUGGGGUAUUAUACCAGCAAGGACUCUCUAACUUUAUGCUCCGAGACGCCCAUCGGACCGGGACACUUGUUGGGACACGUCAACACGGCCAAAUACCCGCGUCGUAUCGAACUGCGCUGCGGCACGAAGGUCAUGACACUCGAGGCAGAGGACCAGAAAUCCUACGAGGCCUGGAAGAAUGCCCUCCAAGAAGCGAUACGCUGGAACCACGCCAUGGUGCCGACAAAAGAUGGCAGUUUUGUUACCUACGGGAAGCAAGCGACCGAGGAUUUAAAACAGGAGGAACGCAGUCGUGCCGAGGCGGCCAAGAAGCUGCGCGAGAAGCAGCGAGCCGACGAGGCAGCCGCAGCCGCCAACGCCGCUAAUAAACCCAAGUACCUGCCAGCCACACGCCCCGGGACGCAAUGCUUUAUGACGUCCAAUACAAGAUUUGAGAUUCCCUCUCAUUUCGAAUAUGUCAAAACGAUCGGCUCCGGCGCCUACGGAGUGGUAAUCUCCGCUACGAACACCAAAACAGGCACCACCGUGGCCAUUAAGAACAUCCAGCGCGCGUUUGACGACCUCACCGAUGCUAAACGCAUUGUACGCGAGAUUAAACUCAUGCGCCACUUGAACCACAAGUGCGUUCUGGGCGUAGAGGACAUUUUCGAGCCUGUGGCGCUCUCCAAGUUCGAAGACGUGUACAUUGUGUCCCAGUUGAUGGCUACAGAUCUACACCGCGUCAUCUACUCGAGACACGCGCUCUCGGACGAACACAUCGCCUUCUUCAUGUACCAGAUGCUCUGUGCGAUGAAGUACGUGCACUCGGCCAAUGUGAUCCACAGAGACCUGAAGCCUUCGAACGUACUGGUAAACGCCAAUUGCGAGCUGAAAAUCUGCGAUUUCGGCCUGGCCAGGGGCGUUUUCCCCGAAGAGGAGCUGGAAUUGACAGAAUACGUAGUCACGAGAUGGUACCGUGCACCGGAGAUUAUGCUGGGGUGUAUGAAAUACACUCGUGAGGUGGAUGUCUGGUCCAUGGGCUGUAUCUUCGCUGAGAUGAUGUCACGUAAGCCACUUUUCCCCGGACAGGACUAUAUCGAUCAGCUGCACUUGAUCAUGAACGCUCUGGGGGCUCCAAAUGACCAGGAUCUGUACUUCUUGACCAACGCUCGUGCUCGUAAGUUCAUGAACGCGGAGUUCCAGAAGCGCGGACCCAACCCGACGAAGCCUCUGGCUCAUAUGUUCACAGACUCGCCUCCAGAUGCACUGGACUUGUUGCAGAAGAUGCUGGUGAUUGACCCGAACAAGCGAAUUAGCGUGGACGAGGCUCUGGCUCACCCGUAUUUGGCUUCGAUUCGCAAUGUGGAGGACGAGACCAUCGCCACUUCAAGCUUCGAUUUCGACUUUGAGAACGAGAAAUUGACCAAACUAGUGCUGCAGAGACUGAUCUGGGACGAAAUGAGGCAUUUCCACCCUGAAGUGGGUGAGGAGACAGCGACAGAGGGAGAUGACAGCAGUGUUGCUACCACACAGGCGUCUAUUACACCCGUGACGCCUGUGACUCCCGCUACGGCAGAGCAGGACACAGAGACUACAAGUGACAGUUCGGACAUUGCUGUGAAGGUGUCAACGCCGGCUGCAGAGGAAGCCAAGCCAGAGGACGAAGACGGGAGCUCCAAUAGUGACAAAAUCGAUAGGACAGGCAAACUCACAGACGCUCAGACACGACAAGAGGCUGGCGAACCAGCUCGGGAAGUCGCAUAGGUGCAGAGCGUUGGGAACUCCGUCGAUGUUGGCCGUGCAUAUCGCUAUCACAAAUAUGACAAUAGACUGCAAAAUUUGACUUUAAUAGCGCCA